GUUAGAAUAGUAUAAAUUUGUAUGAUGUUCAAAAAUUAUUAUUGUUUUAUUGGUUUCUUAAAAAUCGCAAUAUUAAUUUUAGUAACACUCUCAUCAAAAGUGUUUAUUGAUGGUUGUAUUGUACCAAAUGUUGAUCAAAAUAAAGUCGAAGUAAAGUGCUAUACUAUUCAAACAGUUACAACAGGUGUAUCAAGAGCGGGAAGUGCUGCUGUAAGUAAAUUAGUGGAGGAUUCUUGUUUUCAAGAUGUUGGGGCUAUUGUUAUACGUUGUAAAAUUGGAUUUGAAAAUAAAAAUUCAAAAGGAGAAGACGCUGUUUUGAAUACGUGCAAAAAUGGAAAAUGGAAAUAUGAAAAUACAACUAGCGAUGAUUGUGAAUCUAUAUGUGGAAAAUUAUUUAAAGAAGAACUAAAACCAACUACUACACCAUUAUUAUAUAAAGGGAAUGAAGUUGAUAUAAGGGUAGCACCAUGGCACGUUGCCGUUUAUAAAAAUAAUUCAUAUAAAUUUGAUCAAAUAUGUGGUGGAACAAUUAUUCAUUCAAAUAUUGUUGUAUCAGCAGCUCAUUGUUUUUAUGAUGAAGCAUAUGGUAAACUAUACGAUUCAUCGAAUUUUUGGAUUGGAGCUGGUAAACGUUACCGACAAUACGAAGCAGAAGAACAGUUAUCGCAAUUCGCUCGUAUUAACCAUAUAUAUCUACCACCAACAUUUCAAGCACAACCAUUACGGAGUGACAUAGCAGCUUUAAAAUUAGACCGUCACUUUACAUAUAGUCCUGUUAUAGCACCAGUUUGUUUAGAUUGGAAUUUAAAUCUAAUUUAUGGAAGCUACAAUGGUAUUAUUGGGCAUCUUUAUGGAUGGGGUGAUACAUCCUCUAAAGGGGUUCCAAGUGAAAAGUUAUUAAAACUUGAUUUAAUAACUAUACCAAAUGAUUAUUGCCGCGACAAGAUUGAUCGAAAUUUUAGAUCAGAUGUUUCUGGUGAUAGAUUUUGUGCUAUAAAUGAAGAGAAUGGAACUGCAUGUGGUGGAGACAGUGGCAGCGGUUUGAUAACUUACAGACAAGGUUAUAAAUUAAGUGGUGUUGUAAGUGCUGGUCUUAAUAGAAACAAUUAUUGCACUGACGGAUUUGUAACUUUGUUUACAAAUGUACGAAUUUUUCAAGAUUUCCUUAAAACUGUAGUUUCUAAUAGUCGAGAUGAAGAACAAGAUUUGGAGACCUUCUUAAGUUUAUAUUGAUUAAAAGUCAAUAUAUAAAGCCAUUAUUGACCAAUAAAAAACCAGUAAAAAAAAUUCAAAAUAAAUUUAAGCAAA
Molecule: messenger RNA, 1308 nt
Organism: Condylostylus longicornis
Lineage: Eukaryota; Metazoa; Arthropoda; Insecta; Diptera; Dolichopodidae
Product: modular serine protease-like
Exons: 2
Coding region: 22-1233 (403 amino acids)
Biological process (GO): proteolysis
Molecular function (GO): serine-type endopeptidase activity
Source: RefSeq, a predicted model, not a curated record